AUGGCAACUCGGCAAGCGAAAGCGCGAACCUCCGAGCCUCUGAAAAGCUUGAGACAAUGGGAACAACCCCCAACGACGGUUACAGAGCCUCUGGUAAUCUACAGCCUGCGCGAUUACUGCAGCCUUCCUUGGAACGAAUCUUGGCUGCCGGGCCAGCCGCCAGCCACACCCGCGCGCGAUACACGAAGCACUGCCAACGGUUCCCACGGACAUGAUAUCCGUCUUGGAGUGGUGCUUGUGGGACUGGAAUGCGGCCCAGGAUUCAAAUGCCGAUCUACAGUACUCUGGCUGGCGCUUUCCCGAAUACCAGAAUGCACGCGUAAUCAGACCACUCUCGCGUGCCAGAGUGGCUCCAGCGCACAUGAGUCGAGAUCGUGGGGAUUGUGGAGUAGGCUGGCAGGAAUCCUUCGACGCGAGGUGGAGACGAUCGUCGUUGGGGUUGCGUGGCCCGCUGAUUCAAAGCCCACGGGCGAUGGGUCAAAUACCGAUGGAGAGGUGUUUUGUUCCAGACGGAAUAAACUGUACCGUCGGCUUCUGAGCAGCGUCAUUGCCAAGCAGCGAGGUCAGAAUGGCUGCAAACGGAUGCGUCCAAGACAUGUCGACGGAGAGAUGGACCACAAGUAG
Parastagonospora nodorum SN15 is the source of this 624-nucleotide messenger RNA. RefSeq lists its product as hypothetical. The transcript is spliced from 3 exons. The coding region runs from base 1 to 624 and encodes 207 amino acids. The record is from RefSeq and is a predicted model, not a curated record. Lineage: Eukaryota; Fungi; Ascomycota; Dothideomycetes; Pleosporales; Phaeosphaeriaceae.